This is a messenger RNA of Porites evermanni, 9206 nucleotides long. Lineage: Eukaryota; Metazoa; Cnidaria; Anthozoa; Scleractinia; Poritidae. The record is from the annotation of a GenBank genome assembly.
AUGCCUGGAGGCAUAAAAAAUUUAAAGCAGCUUUCAACACUUAUUCUAGCAUCCAAUGACCUCCAUGAGUUACCAAAAGAAAUAUGUCAACUAAAGAUGCUUGUUUCCCUGGACAUAAAUUACAAUCCAGUUCAAAGUUUACCCCGAGAAAUUACUAACCUAAAGCGACUAACUACCCUCUCGAUGGCUGGCAUCAGCCUCGAAGAAUUGCCAAAGGAGAUUUGUUGUCUGAGGAUGCUCUCCACACUGGAUUUGUCUUACAAUGGGCUAAAACAGCUACCAAAAAACUUUUCCAAUCUCAGUUAUUUAAAUACUCUGAAUUUGAGCAUCAACCGGUUUGAAGUAAUACCAGAAACCGUUUUUCUGUUGGAAAGGUUAAGCACACUUGAUAUUUCAUGGAACCGAUUAAAGAAGUUAUCGGACAAAAUAAAUACAUUAAGUCAACUUACCUCUCUGCAUGUGAAUGGCAAUCACUUGUUUCAGUUGCAUGACAACGUUGGUAAGUUGGAAAACCUGACCUCGUUAGAUGUCUCACACAACCAUCUAGUGCUCCUCCCCAGAACAAUCACAUCUCUGACAAAACUAAACGCUCUUCUGCUAAGUAGCAACAGAUUUUUUUUGUUACCAAAUUGCGUUUUCAAGGUAAAGACAUUGGUCACACUAGAUGCAGGGUAUAAUAAGAUCGCGAAACUCUCUAACCGCCUUGCUCAUCUCUCCGAACUAACCACGCUCCAACUACCUUGCAAUGAGCUUACUGAGAUUCCAAAAUGCGUUUCUGAAUUGAAGAAAUUGACAACUCUGAAUGUGUUUGACAACUGCAUAACAAAGAUCCCUCAAGAAAUAGAGGACCUCGAUCAACUAAAUACAAUUAAUCUGGGCAAAAACUGUUUGCAAGAACUGCCGGAAGGCAUUUUUCGGCUUAAAGGGCUAACUUCUCUGAUCUUGGAAUCAAAUCAACUAAAGCGGAUCCAGGACGACAUUAUCAAUUUCCAUCAGCUUACUACGCUUGAUCUGUCGAACAAUCGCUUGGAAGAGCUACCACAGGCUACGUUCCAGCUUAAAGCCUUGACAUCGCUUCUACUGUCUUCCAACAAGCUAAAGAGAUUGCAUGAAAGUGUAAAAAAUCUUGAACAGCUUGUUUCUCUGGAACUUUCAGACAACUGCUUACAAGAAUUACCAGAGGGAGUUGGUAAGUUGAAUAGUCUAGUGGAACUGAAAGUGACUGAAAAUCAGCUCAAGACCCUGCCGCUGUCCCUUGCUUGUCUACCAAAUUUGAAAUUGCUGAGAGUUGAUGGGAAUCCUUUACAAAUUCCUCCAGUGAAGGUCUGCGAGAAAGGCUGGCCAGCGAUUCGAGCAUAUCUAAAAAUCAGAAAAGGGGAGGCAUUGCAUCAGAAGGUUGUCCUUCUUGGUUCGAGUGGAGCUGGCAAAACUAGUUUGGCAAACACUUUAGCAAAGAAUAGACCAUCCUGCGUCGAGGAGAAAGACAGGACGAUAGUACUCGAUAAAAUUUCUUGGGAAAUUGAGUCUGGAAAGGAGCUAAUGGACGUUUGUGUAGUUGACUUUGGAGGAGACGAUAUCUACAAGAUAGUACACCAUCUUUUUUUGGAUGAAAACUCUCUAGUUCUCCUUGUUGUAAAUCUACAACGAUAUUGCGAGGAAAGGUGUAUGAGAGACCUAGGAAGUUGGAUAAAUGUUCUCAAAACUCGCGUGCCCAAAGCGCGGGUCAUUUUGGUAGGAACACAUCUUGACCGCCUCGAAAACGACGAAGAGAUCUGUGCUAGAAAAGAAAUGGUGAGAGCCCAUUUGUCUUUGUACUCAGCAGAAGAAGGACCAGUAGACAAACAAUCCAGUUUCAGGGUUGAAGACUUUUUUACAGUGUCCUCAAAGGAUUAUCAAGGUAUACGGAACUUGCGACUGCGAAUUGAAGAUAUCGUCGCUAAGGAUGGAAAGGCAAUUCCAACUGACUGGAUUGACAUUUACAACAGCCUUCAGAAUAUGGAAGUAACACAGGAUCAGCCAUUUUUGACAUUUGAUACCGUCAAACAGUUGGUGGAGAAUCAAGAAAAUCGGUUUUGGGAUAUGAUCAGAAGUAUAUUUAUUCUUAGCGAAGAGCGAACCCAAGCAAUCUUGGCCUUUUUCCAUGACAUUGGAAUUUUGCUGUGGUAUCAGCAAUCUACUGAGCUCAAGAGAUUUGUGUUCCACCGUGCAGAAUUUCUGACUAAAGUCAUGAAGGUUGUCUUUUCGGGAAACUUACGUGACGGUUCUCUGGCUUUUAAAGGUAACACCAGGAGAUGCUUUACAUCUCAUUCAUUUGAACAAGCCAAGCAAGAUUUAGUCAAGCGUGGUGUCCUAUCGCCAACACUGUUGAAGGUACUGUGGAAAGACCAUCAGAUUGAAGAAACAGUGUUCGAUGCCUUAAUAGACCUUUUAAUUCAUCUGGAACUGUGCUAUCCCAUAAACAGCGAAAGAAGAGAAGAAGGACUUCGUUUCCCUUGGUUUUUACAGGAAGACGAGCCAGAGGAUUCCUGUGUUCAGGAGUUUUUGCACAAGUCCCCUUCUUCGGGAUGCUAUCGCCUCUCAUUAAAGUACCUUUAUCCCGCGAUGUUACCUGAGCCACUCUUUCACAACUUCGUGGUUCGCCUCCACCAGCACAUAAGUGAUUUAAAAAGUCGUCACGAUUGGAAGAACGGAAUGUAUGCACGAGUUAAGAACUCGUGUCUCCUUGUUCAUAGAUCUCUCGAAGCAGAAGAAUCGAUUAUAACCGUGUCAGUUGAAGGAACAGAACUGAUGCAAAUUUGGUCGGUGCUUCUUGCUUGCCAUCACGAGCUAACUGCCUUGAUGAAACAAUGGCCUGGUUUGAGAUGGGAGUGCUGGAUUAUCUGCCCUUUCUGCAUGCGUGUGAAUAUCUCAGAGCCUGGAUACUUUCCUCAGUCAAAUUUGGAAGCGAAGUGUCCCAAGGGGCAUGUAACAUGCGAUCGCCAUGAAGAGAUGGUUCCCGCUUGUUUAGUUUAUCCUCUGAAAGAAGGUCAGUAAUGGAUAGAUAAAUCUUAAAAGGAGCCUUUGGGGGGUAAAUUCUUUUAAUUAGUUUUUGUAUCACUGCUAACUGGGGAAAAAACUAGCACCAUUUAUAAAAAACGUAAUAUAUAGAUUUAGCCAGAGCUAAAAGCGAAGCUCUGGAUAAUAUUUAUAGUUUGCUCAAACAAAAUAUAAAAUCGUGUAAUGCUAAAGGUAAUGUUACACUGGACGAUUCGCAACGACGAUUUUUACCGCAACACAGCGUUGCAAUGCUGGAACAAUGUUGUAACCUUUCGAAACAGUGUCGCAAGAAUGUUGCAACGCUGUGUUGCGCUAAAAAUCGUCGUCACGAAUCGUCCUGUGUAACAUCACCUUAAGCGGCGAAGGCAACGAGAAUGGUAAAACAACAAUAGGUCUAAUUAGCAAAAAAGCAACUUUGCACGUGGAGCACACUUUUUUUUGUACAUUUCUUUGCCCUUGUUUUGCACCACUACAACGUGAAACUUCCCAGUUACACUUUUUAUACAGGAAAUGUCGUACUUGUUCAUGUUCAAUUUUUUUUCACUGCCGUUCAUUUUCUCCCUGGUGGCCGCUAGUACUUCUUACUUUCUCGCCGCCGCUACAAAAUUUUCAUGUUGUUCUUCCAACGAAAAAUGUCUUCUUUGUUUUUUAUCUCUCGCUUUAGCUCUCUGUCGCUCUUUUUCUCGUUGAACUUCGCUGGCCUGUCACCUACUUUCUCUUUUUCUUUGUCUUUCUCUUUCUCCAUAUUCCAAAUGUGUAGACAUCACAAUUAAUCUAAGCUCAAUACUUUAGUCAACACGGAUACAGAAACAAUUUCCGCUUUCCGUCUUAAGUUUCCUCUUCUUGAAAAGACGCUGGUGGCUAUGCAAUUUCCCGCCAAAAUAACCUCGAGUUGCAUUUGGGUUGCCAUACCUGUUGAUUGAGUUAUUUUACAUUGGUAUGCCUGUGGUGCAGAAAGACAGGCGGCGGACGGAUGGGUACCACAUUUUCUUAGGUACUGGGCAGGGCGGAUAAAGGUUGGGCGGUGAAACGAGCGCGUCCGAGCAAAAAGGUGUGAUGCAGUGGACUGGGACUUUGCUUAGAAAUGUCGCUUGUUUGGCAAGGCUUGCGAUCCUUGCGAUGUGGUUUGUCUGGCAUUAGACACUGCCGCUGUCACUGAAUUAUGGCGGCUUGAUUUGUUUUCUUGCGCUUCUUCCUCGUUCCUUUGUGCUAGUACGCUGUCUCCGAGAGACAAAUGUUGCUAUUCUUUGCGGGAGGUUUAGUGGGAGUAGACAAACAUCUCUUUCAAAGGGUUUCUCUUAUUACUUCCAUGACUCUACCACUGAAUUAUAUUUUCGUUCUACUAUUCGCCAAUGUCGAUGUUAUUCAGAAAACAAAAAUAACUAAGUACUGUCUAAAACACGAAGGAAAAUCUCAUCCAUGUCAUCCAUGGCAAAACUACAAGACAGCAGAUCGUGUUUCAUAACUAGAUGACGUGUAUUUUAUAAAUGCGUGCAGCUCGUGCAAUGUGAAAUUAUGCUAAUUUCAAUAACCAUCAUCCUUGUAUUUAACUGCCAAAAAAAACAUCUCAUACGUCUUUCUGUUUCUUCGAAACUUCAAAAUUAGUUUCCCUUCAGUUUUUACUGUUUACCUUGUUUUGUUUUAGAGAGAAAAACGGAGAAAAAACACUAUAACUAACCUCAAAAAAUUUUGUUUACAUGCAGUUGCCGGAUUUGCGACGCAUUGCGCGGAUCGCCAUAGCGCGUUGCACCCGAGAAGCAAAGUUUAAAGCAGUACAACGCCACUAUAUCAAAAUAUAUCAAUCUAAGUUUUUGUUAUGUUAAAUAAAAUUUAUCCCCCUUUAACCAGUGUAGAAAUUGAGGUUAAGAAGUGUUAAGCUUUUGCAAACGAAACGGCGAAAGACGAUUAGGUGAUAUUUAGUGGAAGGAGGAGGUAUUCAACACUUUCAAAUUAAACUCAAAUUUUGGCAUUAUACGACCAACAAGUUUGACUUAUAGGCAUACAGACACAAACAUAUGAAACUGUUUAUUGAUAUUGNUUUAGUGGAAGGAGGAGGUAUUCAACACUUUCAAAUUAAACUCAAAUUUUGGCAUUAUACGACCAACAAGUUUGACUUAUAGGCAUACAGACACAAACAUAUGAAACUGUUUAUUGAUAUUGUUAUGAAACAAAUUUAUCUAUUUAACAUAGUAGCCUGAAAUUACAGAAAGAAAAUAGGAUUUCCGGUUUGCAAAAAGGAAAACUUCGCCGGCCUUCCAGCGCACCGGAAGCGCGGAAAGAGCGCUCGUGCCAGUCCUACUCCGCAUCACACAUUAAAUGAACGAGCGGAGCGCUCGUUUCACCGCCCAACAUUUAUCCGCCCUAGUACUGGGCUAUCCUCGUGCGCGCCUCGAGCUGCGCUAAUAAAGCCAAUGCCGAUCGUACAGAACUUUUCCCAAACGAACUUAGCGCUCUAAAUAAUUUGGACCUUUGAAUUCACUGACUCAUCGCUAUAGUUUCUCUAAAACCUACCGGGCUUGGCAUGUGAAAAAGGGUUAAAGGGAGGAAGCCUAUAAAAUAGAGGGGGUGGAGCUGGGAAUGCAAGGGACGGGAGACUUAAGGGUUGGACCACCCUGUCCCCACCCCCACUUAAUACGCUGUCAAAUACUCAACAUGUCUUAUGUAAUGGGAGCAAAAAAAGAUGGAACAAAAGCAGUUAUGAUUUUGUUCACGUUGCGACUACUAUAAACGGGGUCACCUAGACAAAGUUGACGAAUCGGAUUACAGAAAAAAAAAAAAAACAAUGCAGUCCGAGAACAAUCAUUACGAAACGAAAAGCUUCAAACGUGACCGUUUCAACCAGCUGAAGAAAGCCUAUGUUUCCUGAGAGGCCCGUUAGAGUGAGAGACGGAAGCGAAAAGCGGAAAUGUUAGUUAUAAUUUCGACUUGAGGUCGCAUGUUACUUCAAAGAGGGGCAAUGGUAGCGAAGAAAUUGCUGGUAGAUGACAAUGAUAACAGCUUGUGUCAAACGAAUGAUGUAUCCCGCCCUGGGUGUUAUGUGUAAGGUUUCGAAUAGAAAAACGCUGUCUGCUCAAAAAUUUGCUUCCUUGCAAACGUUUGCUAUCAAUAUUUAAAUGAUUAUUGUUUUUAAAGUAACUUGUUUUUUCAUGAGCUGCUGAUUGGCUCACAUCCAACUUUCUUGGAAUGUAUUGUUAUUUUCCUGUAAUCCGAUUGGUCAACUUUGUCUGAUUGGCCCCGGUAACAGUAGUCGCACUGUAAAAGAGGAAGUUUUAAUUUACUUGCUAUUUGUACCUCAUAAGCAAAGAAAGGUAAAGUAAAGACACAUAAUUGUUAGUUAAUUCUUAUUACUUUUAGAAAGGGCAAGAGACCGAAGAAUCUUAAAGGAAUUUGAUCGACAAGAAAGUGAGCACACUCCUGACUUUGAUUGCUCAGGUACUUUAUUAUAAUUUACAUUAAUUUAUAGAAUCUAUCUGGUUACCUUUCCCAAAGCUUACCCCUCUUCCUCUCUAUUUAGGGAUGUCUUAGUACGCUCAGAAUCUGCAAAGAAAUGCCGUUUUUAUGCUGAGUCCAAGCGUCCAAUAAUUUGCUACCGGAUUUGCAAGAAGUUGUAAUCUUAAUGGCCUUUAAAGCAAAGCUUAGGAAAUUACUUUUGAAGAGUUUUUGAAAUACCUUAUUAUUUCAUUGCCAGUUCAUAGCUGGUAUCUGUUUCAUUAUAUAUUUUUAAGGUUGAUUUUACUUUCAGAAUAUUGAUAAUAAUAAUAAUAAUAAAUUACUAUUAAUAUAUUAUUAUUAUUAUUAUUAUCAUCAUCAUCAUCAUCAUCAUCAUCAUCAUCAUCAUCACCAUCAUCAUCAUCAUCAUUAUUAUUCAAAUAACAAUAUCGAUCAUCCUUGAAGAUCUUGGUUACCAUAUAAUUGACAGGCGAAGUCUCGAGAGACAAUGCUUGUGUGACCUGGCCAAUUUGUGGUGGUGCUGUAACGUCUUGUCUGGCUGUAUAGGCUAAUGCGCGUAGACUAGUCACAGUCCCCUAUUUUCCGUAAGAUCGUCGAGAUCGAGCGCUUUGUGUUACGGGCAGCCAUCUCGGAUGAGCGUUAAAACUACUUAGGGGGCGGGGGUUGGUUUAGGAGGAAGCUUACAUUGGGCGAGGUAGAAGGAAAGAGUUCAUUUGAGAUUUUCUUUUUUGGUUUCCAGUCGCUGUCCAUGAUAUCGUUUUCAAGUCAGGAUCACCAUCACCCAGGGUUCUUCAUCUUGUGUCAAGUGACGUGUGCGCCGUCUGGAAAAGCCUUGGUCGACAACUGCGCAUAGUCGAUUCAACACUGGACCAGAUUGAGGCUGACAACAUAAGGGAAGGACAAUACGAACAAUGCUACUGCAUGCUGACCACAUGGACCGAGGUACAAACUGACCCGCCAACAUACCAGGAGCUUGGGCAGGCUUUACAACAUGAAACUGUCGGGAGACCUGAUAUAGCGAAGAAGUACUGCUGCGAAAGCGAUGACGAGGAGUCUGUAGAAAUGUCAACUGGUAAAUAUAAAUCACACCAGCCUCCAAUCUUCUUUUACUUAGUUCGUGACACAGCCCCUUUAGUCUCCGUCUGUAUCAAGAUGUCGGGCAAAUAUGAUUUUUUUAAAAAAGCCUUUAAAAAACACGAUAGUGGUAUUUCUGACAGUGCAGAAUAACGGAACGGACAGAAAUAUCCAUUUGGCCGACUAGAACGAACUGUGGGUAGGUUUUUGAGAUAUGUUUUAGCGUGUUUUGUUGUACGUUGCAAAUUUGAAUCAGUUUAGGUCAGCAAUCGAGCUCCUAACUUUUAUUUUAUUUGCCAGUUUUAUCAUUUUUGUUUAUAGGCAUUUGACAGCUAGUUUUUACGUACCUCUGCCAUCGAGUUGUCGGCAACUCAGCUGAUUUCAGCAGGCGGGCGUGUGCGUUCCCUUUUUUCCCACAUUGCGAUUUGGGUUUUAUUAUCCUGCAAUGUCGCACUUUGUUUCUUUAGAGGUUUGCUUUUCGCCAUAGGGUGUUAUUAUUAUUAUUAUUAUUAUUAUUAUUAUUAUUAUUAUUAUUAUUAUUAUUAUUAUUAUUAUUAUUAUUAUUAUUAUUAUUAUUAUUAUUAAGUGCGAUCUUGUAAUCUAACGUUUUAAAUUUUGCAAUUGACUGGCUUCGAGGUCCUUGCUGACCAACAGGCCCCUGUAUCUACUCUUGUGUGGGUGUCUUCCUGGGUAGUGAAGAUAAAAUAGUUGGUUUUCCUCUUUUGCAAUCUGGACCAGAAUCAAUGACAAUCAGGACCUCUCUCCUCCGCAGAGGACACUUUGUGUUGUGGGGAGGCUGGGAAAAAAGAAAAAGAGAGCGCGCGGAGAACGAUGAGAAGGGGAAAUAGAGAAGAGAGGCUCCCGCCUCUUCUCUCUUCCCAUCGUCCCCCGCGCGCUUUCUAUUUUUUCUUUUUUCUUCGAUGAUUGCUAUUUUUAUAGGGAUACCCAGCGGGAGCCUUUGCGGAAAAGAGAGAUUCAGAAAAACGUUCUGUUAAAGAACCAUGCUAAUCGAAAAUGCCUUGCGUGCCAUGCUGAUAUUUAAGCAGAGAGUGUCAAGUGAGUUCCACCUAAACAAACGCAAUGAAUGCUACCAUGCGCUUUUAUAGUAACCUUACGAAAAAAGCGUUCAUCUAAUCACGUGCGAGUGCAAGAGUUGAUACAUCGGGAUCAGAGGCACUCCUGUAAUUUUUCAACUUUCUUUCUUUCUUUCUUCUUCUCUUUUGUUUUUCACUAUUACAGGCGCGCCGUUCAAGGAAGGCGUGCUAAACCAACAAGAAAUCCACAGCCUUGCGCGGAAGCUUAAAACAUGGAAACGCAUCGGAAGAGCUCUACAACUGGACGACGCUACGCUAAAUGAAAUUGAUGAGGAUAUCAACGGUUUAGUAGAGAAGAGUCACGCAAUGCUCAGAAGGUGGAUGGAAGUCAAUGGAAGCGCCGCAACUUACCAGAAACUUGCUGAAGGACUUGAAAUAGCAAAAAGAAGAGACUUGAUAAGAAUUUUCUGCUGUGAAAGAAUAUGAUAUGAUCUUUGUUAUCUCUUUAACCUGGUUCAUCAAAAGUGACACAGGUUAACGAACGUUAAUUCGCUGAGGAGGUGUUUAGCAAAAGUUACUUCUACUGUUUAAUAAUUCAUUAGCCUGACUCCC